This is a messenger RNA of Acomys russatus (golden spiny mouse), 831 nucleotides long. It is a transcript of the gene Isoc2, whose product is annotated as isochorismatase domain containing 2. Lineage: Eukaryota; Metazoa; Chordata; Mammalia; Rodentia; Muridae. The coding region runs from base 88 to 717 and encodes 209 amino acids. The record is from RefSeq and is a predicted model, not a curated record. Gene Ontology annotation, cellular component: cytoplasm. The transcript is spliced from 6 exons.
CCCAACCCGUGAGAGUCCAGGGGCGAAAGUGCGCAGGAGGGACUUGUUGGAGGGGCUGGCUGGGCUCGAACCUGGUACCACCAGGAAAUGGCAGCAGCCAGGGCUAGCCUGGGCCGCAUCCUCCCAGAGUCCUCCAUGCUGUUCCUAUGUGACAUGCAGGAGAAGUUUCGUCCCAGCAUAGCCUACUUCCCACAGAUCGUGUCAGUGGCCGCUCGAAUGCUCAAGGUCGCCCGGCUGCUAGACGUCCCUGUCUUGCUGACGGAGCAGUACCCACAAGGCCUGGGCCCCACGGUUCCUGAGCUGGGGGCUCAGGGUAUUCGGCCAGUGAGUAAAACGUGCUUCAGCAUGGUGCCCACCUUACAGAAGGAGCUGGAUGGCCGGCCCCAGCUGCGCUCCGUGCUGCUCUGUGGCAUCGAGACCCAAGUCUGCAUCUUGAACACAGCCCUGGACCUCCUAGACCGGGGACUGCAGGUCCAUGUGGUGGUGGACGCCUGCUCUUCUCGAAGCCAGGUCGACCGGCUGGUGGCGCUGGCCCGCAUGAGACAGAGUGGAGCUUUCCUCUCCACUAGCGAAUCGCUCAUUCUGCAGCUUGUGAGGGAUGCUGCGCACCCCCAGUUCAAGGAGAUCCAGAAGAUCAUUAAGGAGCCUGUCCCAGACAGCGGGCUGCUGGGCCUCUUCCAGUCCCAGAACCCCAUCUUGCUGAACUCCAGGCCCUGACUGAGGUGGGAGUUUAGGUGGAAGGAAGUGUUUCCUGUCAUUUCUGAAUCUCAAGAGGCCUGCCCCGUGGGAGGGGGAGCGGUGUUCUCCUUUCCUGAUUGAGCAGCUGGUCCU